AUGGCCAACACUCCACCCAUUGUCCUCGACGGCGGCACCGGCUUCCUCAAGGUCGGAUAUGCCGCACAAAACUUCCCCGAGCACCAGUUCCCCUCCAUCGUGGGCCGGCCCAUUCUACGAUCGGAAGAACGGACCGACAGCAAUGUCGUCAUCAAGGACAUCAUGUGCGGCGACGAGGCGGCCGCGGCCCGUACCAUGCUCCAGAUCAGCUACCCCAUGGAAAACGGCAUCGUCAAGAAGUGGGACGAUAUGCAGCACCUGUGGGACUACACCUUCUACGAGAAGCUCAAGGUGGACACGAAUGGGCAGAAGAUUCUGCUGACGGAGCCGCCGAUGAACCCGCUGAAGAACAGAGAGCAAAUGUGCGAGGUCAUGUUUGACCGGUACGGGUUUGGGGGCGUCUACGUGGCUAUUCAGGCCGUUUUGGCCCUGUACGCACAGGGACUGAGCUCGGGUGUCGUUGUCGACUCGGGAGACGGCGUUACACACAUUGUUCCAGUGUACGAGUCGGUUGUGCUCAACCACCUCACCAAGAGAUUAGACGUGGCCGGCCGCGACGUGACCCGCAACCUCAUCAAGCUGCUCCUCCGCCGCGGCUACGCUCUGAACCGGACGGCAGAUUUCGAAACUGUCCGACAGAUCAAGGAGAAGCUGUGCUACGUGUCAUACGACCUGGAACUAGACAAGCGGCUGAGCGAAGACACUACGGUCCUUGUGGAGAAUUAUACCCUGCCCGACGGGCGUGUUAUUCGAGUGGGCAGCGAGCGAUUCGAAGCUCCCGAAUGCCUGUUUCAGCCUCAUCUUGUGGAUAGCGAAUCCCCCGGGCUGGGCGAGUUUCUGUUCAACACGAUCCAGUCGGCCGAUGUGGACAUUCGCGCUUCUCUGUUCAAGGCCAUUGUCCUGUCAGGAGGCAGCAGCAUGUACCCCGGCCUGCCGUCAAGGCUGGAAAAGGAGCUGAAGCAGCUGUGGCUUACGAGGGCUCUGCAGGGCAACCCCGAGAGGCUGGGCAAGUUCAAGGUGCGGAUAGAAGACCCGCCAAGGAGAAGACACAUGGUGUUCCUUGGCGGUGCGGUGUUGGCAAACAUUAUGGCUGACAAGGAGAGCAUGUGGGUGACCAAGGCGGAGUGGGAUGAACAAGGGCCUCGGGUGCUGGAGAAGCUAGGCCCGCGAUAA
This is a messenger RNA of Metarhizium brunneum ARSEF 3297, 1173 nucleotides long. RefSeq names its product Actin-related protein 2 (gene arp2). NCBI's taxonomy places the organism in Eukaryota, Fungi, Ascomycota, Sordariomycetes, Hypocreales, Clavicipitaceae. Gene Ontology annotation, cellular component: actin cortical patch; Arp2/3 protein complex. The record is from RefSeq and is a predicted model, not a curated record. Gene Ontology annotation, biological process: Arp2/3 complex-mediated actin nucleation. Gene Ontology annotation, molecular function: actin filament binding.